This is a messenger RNA of Astrephomene gubernaculifera, 1882 nucleotides long. The record is from the annotation of a GenBank genome assembly. NCBI's taxonomy places the organism in Eukaryota, Viridiplantae, Chlorophyta, Chlorophyceae, Chlamydomonadales, Astrephomenaceae.
GCUAAGGCUAAAACAACUAUCUGCACACAAGAUUACUAUACACCGAGUAAUAACAAAAAACAACAAUGUCGGGCCCCCUCAAGGACGUUCAGCCUCAGCUAAUGUCUCCUCCUCGGUCCGGCAUUGCCGGUUCCAAGACUGCAACUCCUAGCAAGGCCGGCACUCCGAAACGCAAGUCCAACAACCCUGAGGACCCUUCGCCGUCCAAGGCGUCCAGGUCUAGCCAUCUGCAUAACCUCUUCACCAGCCCGCGCAAGAGCAUGCGCGAGCACGAGCCCUUGCUAGAUGAGAACCCGGACCGCUUCUGCAUGUUUCCAAUUAAGUAUCCUAAGAUUUGGGAGAUGUACAAGAAGGCGGAGGCCAGCUUCUGGACCGCUGAGGAGGUUGACCUUGGCGACGACAUGAAGCACUGGGAGAAGUUGACAGAUGGGGAGCGGCACUUCAUUUCGCACAUCCUGGCCUUCUUCGCGGCCAGCGAUGGCAUCGUGAAUGAAAAUUUGGCGAUCCGCUUUAUGAAGGAGGUGCAGCUGCCCGAGGCGCGUGCCUUCUACGGCUUCCAGGUCGCCAUCGAGAACAUCCACUCCGAGAUGUACUCGCUGCUGUUGGAGUCGUACAUCAAGGACCCCGCCCUUAAGCACAAGCUCUUCCACUCGAUCGAGACGGUGCCGUGCAUCAAGAAGAAGGCGCAGUGGGCGCUGAAGUGGAUUGGCAGCGACAGCACCUUCCCCGAGCGCCUUGUUGCCUUCGCCGCCGUGGAGGGUAUCUUCUUCAGCGGCUCCUUCUGCUCCAUUUUCUGGCUCAAGAAGCGCGGCCUCAUGCCCGGCCUCACCUUCUCCAACGAGCUCAUCUCGCGAGACGAGGGCCUGCACACCGACUUUGCCUGCCUCCUUUACAGCAUGCUCAACCACAAGCUGGACGAGUCGCGCAUCCUGGAGAUCAUUACCGAGGCGGUCGAGAUCGAGCAGGAGUUUUGCACGGACGCCCUGCCUGUCGACCUCAUCGGCAUGAACUCGCGGCUCAUGGCGCAGUACAUUCAGUUUGUGGCGGACCGGCUCCUCGUGGCGCUGGGCUGCAGCAAGAGCUUCAACGUCGCCAACCCCUUUGACUUCAUGGACAUGAUCUCGCUGCAGGGCAAGACCAACUUCUUCGAGAAGCGCGUGGGCGACUACCAGAAGAGCGGCGUCAUGGCGGGCCUGCAGGGCAAGGUCCAGAACUUCUCCAUGGACGAGGACUUUUAAACGCCCGCAAAUCAAGGCCCGCUGUCCAUGCGAGGCAAGAAAGAGGAAGCUACAACCGCUGGCACGGCACGGCGGAGCUUCAGACUAGUAGUUGACUGACUGUUUGUUGACUGAUGGAGGACCGGACAGCAGGGGGUAGACUGCCGUAGACAUGGCACAGGACUGCUUUCCUGGUCGAUGAUGUUGACUUGACAUGCCAUUGCAUGUGACAAUCAUGUUGUUUGGGCUGCCGUUCUGAGCAGCCUGGUCGGUAAUCAAUUGCCUGCAGCUGUGUGGCCACACGCGCGUGCGUGCGGACAACCCUCCGCCGAUCCUUAGGUAGUGGCGCACGCGCAGUAUUCUUUAUACGCCAUGGCGAUAUGCGAUGAGAUGUGCGUUCGCUGGCUGGUUGCUACCCGUGGCUUGAUAAUGUUUCUGACGAGCUACGCAUUUUAUUGUGCGAUUUGCCUACCUGUGUACAUAUAGAAGUCAAGCUUACACUUGACUACACUGUUAGGGUUUGCCUGGAAGGCUGCCCUGGGUUUUCAGUUCUUGGUUAUAUUUGUCUUUCUCAAGCAAAUGAACGAGCCUUGGGAGUGAAUGCAAGGGAUCUUGCUUUGUAUGAGCGUUGCAAGUUGGAAGGAAGUCUGGCAACCACAGCAUCU